Molecule: messenger RNA, 3755 nt
Organism: Myotis myotis
Lineage: Eukaryota; Metazoa; Chordata; Mammalia; Chiroptera; Vespertilionidae
Gene: HACD2
Product: 3-hydroxyacyl-CoA dehydratase 2
Exons: 7
Coding region: 74-838 (254 amino acids)
Biological process (GO): very long-chain fatty acid biosynthetic process; sphingolipid biosynthetic process; fatty acid elongation
Cellular component (GO): endoplasmic reticulum membrane
Molecular function (GO): 3-hydroxyacyl-CoA dehydratase activity
Source: RefSeq, a predicted model, not a curated record
CCCCGCCUCCUCGCAGGCCUGAGUCCGGGCGGGCGGUGGUGCUCCCGCUGAGAGCCAGCUCUUGGCACUUGACAUGGCGGCUGCGGCGGCGACUGCAGCGACCAAAGGGAAUGGGGGCAGCGGGGCCCGGGCCGGGGCCGGCGAGGCCAGCGGCGCGCGGAAGAAAAGGGGCCCGGGGCCUUUGGCCACGGCGUACCUGGUCAUCUACAAUGUGGUGAUGACGGCGGGAUGGCUUGUUAUAGCAGUUGGUCUGGUGAGAGCAUACCUGGCUAAGGGCAGCUAUCAUAGCCUUUAUUAUUCCAUUGAAAAGCCUUUGAAAUUCUUCCAAACUGGAGCCUUAUUGGAGAUUUUACAUUGUGCAGUAGGAAUUGUUCCAUCUUCUGUUGUCCUGACUUCUUUCCAAGUAAUGUCAAGAGUUUUUCUAAUAUGGGCGGUAACACACAGUGUCAAAGAGGUACAGAGUGAAGACAGUGUCCUUCUGUUUGUUAUUGCCUGGACAAUCACAGAAAUUAUCCGUUACUCCUUUUACACAUUCAGUCUAUUAAACCACCUGCCUUACCUCAUCAAAUGGGCCAGGUACACACUAUUCAUUGUGCUAUAUCCAAUGGGAGUGUCAGGAGAAUUGCUCACAAUAUAUGCUGCUUUGCCUUUUGUCAGACAGGCUGGCCUGUACUCCAUCAGUUUACCUAACAAAUACAAUUUCUCCUUUGACUAUUAUGCAUUCCUAAUUCUGAUAAUGAUCUCCUACAUUCCACUUUUCCCCCAGUUAUACUUCCACAUGAUACACCAGAGAAGAAAGGUCCUUUCUCAUACUGAAGAACACAAGAAAUUUGAAUAGUUCCUGUUUCUGCACCCCUUCAAAAAACAAACUUUUCAACAACAAAAAAUGCUGCAGACUUUUUGAGUUCCCAAUACGUUUCAUAGAAAAUAAGUAAAACUAUUUUUAAAAUACUAAACAAAACGAAAACCAGAAUCCAGUGUCACACAGGCCUGGGGUUUUAUAAGAUAAAACAAGGAAAAAAGCUGUUACGUAAAACACCCUGGCCAGUCCAUUCAGCAUGCUUUUUCAAUCAGAAGUUCCCAGUACUUAUGAUGGCACUAGACAGGGAUUUGGCAUUUUUUACCCUCCUAUUUCCUUCGUGUAUCCGAUAAACAAAGAUCUGUAGCACUGAAUGCCUGAUAGUUGCAGCCUGAGGAUGGAGGUGGCACCAGCUGGGUGCCCGGCUUGCAGGAGUUCUGUUCAGCCUGCAGCGUGGUCAGCAUCCCCUUUCAAAGUGCUCCACUGCAUGCUGAGAACUGUUUGUGUUUUUGCAGCGGCAACCUUUGUUCUCUGGAAUGCUCUGAAGUUAUGGCUAGGACCUUUUCCUCAUGUCUAGUGAAUGAAAUACACAGUUUGUAUGUCUGUGAAGCUUUGGGGUAGUACCCAUAGUCAGAAAACAGCUAGAACCCUUUUGUUUUCAAUUGAGUCAUUCCUGCCUGCCACUAAGAAACGUGCUUGAAUCUAAUAAGUAUGCGUACAUUAUAGAGAACCUACCUUACCUGGGGCUCAGCCCCACUCAUAUUUAACAAAACGACAGUGCUCAGAAAGGGAGAGUUUCAGCGUAGUAAAUGACAGGCACUCCCCUGUCCUGUCCUCAGAGCCCCUCUGAGCGAUGGAUUUGCAGCAACUGUUCUCAUCUAUGGCCCCAAACCAGUCUAGUCACAGAAGGGGAGGAUCUGCUCAUGAAACACAUGGAAGGUGUUACUUUAGAAAUGUUGUCGGAAGAACAUUCAGGAAGAGGUUUCUGUUUCUACACCUUGAUCAUUUUAUUUUUAAAUUUUCAUGAAACUCUUCUGUUUGGAUACUUCUCCUAACUAUGGUCCUCUGUAAUUCGCACCAAGUUGUACAUCAGAGGCAGUGGGAUAUCCAGUGGGCAGUCAGGAGCUGAAAGCAGUGUCACCCACAUGCUGGGGCAGCCAAGAAAUCCUUGCUCAUGGACAUUAUUUAAUCAGUGUCCUAUCUUUGUGCCAUGUAAUUGCUCAGCUGUGCAUCUCAGACUCUUCCAGAAAGGGCUGGAGAGAAAUGUAAAGCCCGAGCUCAGAUGUGCACUAGAUUUUAAACACAGGAUGUUCUUUGUGGAGCCUUUUUUUUUGAAAAAUUGGUUGAUCUUUAAAACUUUAAAAGUCUAGCUUAUAGAGUCAUUAUCACUUAAAAUAUAAUUGCUAAUGUCAGAAGAGUGUCAUAAUGGAAAGUAAAUUUGAAAUGCUUAUUUUCAUAGGCACUUGAAAGUUAACAUAAGAAGGAGAAGAAAAUAUACAGCCUAAAAUGUGAUACAGGCAGAUGUGUAAUAAAUAACUUUUGAAUUGAACAUUAACAUUCUGCUUCACACAGUCAGCACUCUUAACUUGGUGAUAUUGAGAUUAGAAUCUAUUGUACAUGAUAAACAAAAUAUAUGGGAAAGAUUAUAUUUCAUGCUCUUUCUCAUUUCAUUUUUCAAAACUGUAUUUCUCCUGUCAAAUAGAAUCAAUUUGGAUUAUAAUAGCCUUAUUAUUUAAUCUGGGUAAGAUUUUUUUCAGUUGUUGUUGGAAUAGUUAGAUGAUGGGAUGAAAAGUGCAGGUUCUUUUCAGGGUUGCUGGAUUGGAUUUAUUCAGGCCUCUCUAUUGUAAUUUGUCACUAUUUAGGGAAACAGUCUGGUGCAGACAGUGGUAUUGCCUCAAAUUGCAAAAAGAACACAGUAAACUUUCUUCUCAAAAAGGGUCUCAGCCCCAGUGUUUGUUUCUGUACAUCAAACAUUUAAAAUGCUCGUGGCAGAUAAGUAAGACAUGCCACCGUGUCCUUCAGCCACCUCUCCCAGUAACUGGUGUUUUUUUAGUUUUGGGGUUUUUUUUAGCUCCAACAUAAAUUAAUGUUUCCUUUGAAGUGGUGGCAUUCUUUUAGGAACUGAGACCAUCCAACCCCACCAAAUAUCCCACCUUCCUACAAAGUGUGAAUGAAAAAGGUGGUGUUUGGUGGGUGUUUUGUCAGACUUUCAGUGUUUAUUUCAGGCCACAAUCAAAGACAUCAGCUGCCCCCUGACAGGAUGUUUCAGAUCCCUCUCGGGACCACCUUCUGGCAGAGGAUUCUGUGAGGUGUGCAGUAGUGCUUUGUAGACACAAGCUGCUGAAUUGCAACUUGCUGUCUUGUUUGCUAAGGUUGGGAUCGUUCAUUGAACAUGCAUUGCCUGUGAUCAGAGGCACCGUGGAGAGUUAGUCCUGGAAUAAAGCACCACCCUGCCAGACGAGAACGGUCCUCUGGCGCGAGCUUCCUACGGAAGAGGUAGCCUAAAGAGGCCUGUGAAGAGACUGCCCUCAUUUCCGCUUGCACUUUUGGUUAUUCAUUUGUAAUAAAAGGUUGUCAUCGAUGUGGUGCAACCUACGAAUUCUUUUCAAUUCUGAGUUUCAGGUAAAACAUAAAACACCAGAAUCAGUACAUACUGCUCCUUUGAAAUUUGGGUAAAAAUUUAUAUGAUCAUAUAUAGUCAUUUUUGUAUUUUUUCUAUGUUGUGAAAACCAAAAUUGUAAUUUUAUAAGUCUUUGAUUCACUAAAAUUCUAUAAUUUAAAUGUAUUUUUUGUAUAUUUAGAAAUAAGGCAUUCAAAGACUAUGCUUAACUUUCUAUGCAUGCAUUUGGAAGCUGUUUUUACUGAUAAUGUAGUAGUAAAUUGUAUUCAUAAAAUACUGAUCUGUGUUGCAUUUCAAAAUAAACUGGUGUGUGCUCUGCCUGGGUCUGAAACACUG